Messenger RNA from Cricetulus griseus (Chinese hamster), 1599 nucleotides. The record is from RefSeq and is a predicted model, not a curated record. Lineage: Eukaryota; Metazoa; Chordata; Mammalia; Rodentia; Cricetidae.
AUGGAUGACCUGCAGUCCCAGAACCUCUCCAUGGACAUGACUGACUCCCCUCCCACUUUGGCCAAUAACAGACUGGAGAAUGGUAUGGCCCAGCUGAUAACUACUGAGGCCUGGAACAUCAAUUCCACUGAUCUGGUAAAGAAGGCCCUGGUGACCGUGCCGGCUCCAUCCAUUCUGAACCCCCCAGCUGAGUCUCAGAGUGGAAUGGCUCUGAAGGUGGCAGCCACAGUGCUGCAGCCCCUGUGCCUUGGGGAAAGCCCAGUGGUGAUGCCCAUUCACAUGCAGGUGGAGGGAAGCUCUGCACCAGAGCUUAACCCCAACAGCAAUGCCACCUACGUUAUGACGACACAAGGUCCCGUGCAGCUGCCAGUGGUGCUGGAGCAGCAUGUUUUCCAGCACCUCAACUCCCCUCUGGUCCUGCCACAGGAGGCCCCAUGCUCCUCAAAUGCUAUACACAACAACCUCUUCCAGGGGGCCGAGGACUCCGAGGCCCAGCCUCAACUUCUGGACCUGAGGAUCCCAAGCCAGCCGCAGGAGCCCACAUUGCCAUUUGAAGCUGUGCUCCAGAAUUUAUUCCCCACCCAAGGCUCUCUGGGCCCUCCACCUUGCCAGCCUCCUCCUGGCUAUGCUCCAGUGCCUCCGCAGCCCUUUAAUUCUCCCUUGUCCCCCCUAGUCCCACCAGCUACCCUCUUGGUGCCCUAUCCUGUGAUUGUCCCCUUGCCAGUGCCAGUGCCCAUCCCCAUCCCUGUCCCAGUGCCUCAGAGUUCUGAAUCCAAGUUCGGCCCCAGUUUCUCCAAGCCACCAUCUUCCUUCAAUCUGCACUCCUUUAAAGGCACCCAGACUACCCUGGAAAAAGAUGAACUGAAAUCCUUAGACAUCCUCCAGCCAAAGGAGUAUUUCCAGCUCAGCCGCCACACAGUUAUCAAGAUGGGGAAUGAGAAUGAGGCCCUGGAUCUCUCCAUGAAGUCAGUGCCCUGGAGCAAAGCUGGCGAAGCUAGCUCCCCAAUCUUCCAAGAGGAUGCAGCCCUAGACCUAUCUCUGGCAGCCCACCGAAAGGCCGAGGCUCCCCCAGAGACACCGUAUGACAGCAGUGGGUCAGCAGACAGCCAGGGUCACACUGUGCUGGAGAAACUUCCCAGUGCUAUGGAAAUGCCCUUUGCCCCUGCCAAGUCUCGUGAGGCCUCGGCCAUGAUGGAUAGCCAUAUCAGCGGCAACAAUGGCACUGAAAUGGUCAACCAGCCCAGCCAGCCCAGCCAGCCCGGCAGUGGGGUGAAGGCUGAAAAUAACAUUGAGAUUAUAAGUGAGUCCCAGGCAGCCAAGGUCAUUGUCUCAGUUGACGACACUGUGCCUACCAUCUUCUGUGGCAAGAUUAAAGGCCUCUCAGGGGUAUCCACCAAAAACUUCUCCUUCAAAAGAGAAGACUCUGUGCUUCAGGGUUAUGACAUCAACAGCCAAGGAGAAGAAUCCCUGGGAAAGGGAGAGCCCUUUAGGAAACCCAUCAAAAACCGGAGCAUAAAGUUAAAGAAAGUGAACUCCCAGGAAAUACACAUGCUCCCAAUUAAAAAACAACGGCUGGCCACCUUUUUCCCAAGAAAGUAA